This is a messenger RNA of Helicoverpa zea (corn earworm), 2309 nucleotides long. RefSeq names its product Bardet-Biedl syndrome 7 protein homolog. The record is from RefSeq and is a predicted model, not a curated record. The transcript is spliced from 15 exons. Gene Ontology annotation, molecular function: protein binding. Lineage: Eukaryota; Metazoa; Arthropoda; Insecta; Lepidoptera; Noctuidae. The coding region runs from base 81 to 2240 and encodes 719 amino acids. Gene Ontology annotation, biological process: intracellular protein localization; cilium assembly; intracellular transport. Gene Ontology annotation, cellular component: ciliary basal body; neuron projection; axoneme.
AGUAUAGGUAAUAUUUAAUUGUCUCGUAGAAUAUCCUUAAUUGCAGAGCAUUGAAAAUCUACGUGAAGAAUAGAUAUAACAUGGAUUAUGAUUUAUCACGAAUAGAUUACACGAUAUGUGGCAUCACAUAUCCGGACACACUGAAAAUAUUACCUCCUUCUGGACAAAAACUUGAACAAAAGUUUGCAGUUGGUGAUAAAAAUGGAGUCUUGCAAUGUUUGACCAUAAAAGAUGAAGAGCCUGUGGUUCAAUUCAAAACAUUACCGGGCAAACCAAUAACGUCUGUCCAACUAGCAAGUAGUUUGGGAACUCAAGCAGAUAAGAUAUUCACAGCUUCAGGUAAUGAAGUCAAAGGAUAUACAAGAAAAGGAAAGGUGUUCCUCAGCAUCGAAACUUCUCUCACGGAAACGAUCACUUCAAUGUGCAUUAUUGGAAGUGAUUUGAUAUUAUGCAGCGGUCGAACGGUUACUUACUAUAGAGAUCUUCGGGAGUAUCAUUCGUAUAUUUGUGACGACAGAGUUCUCGACAUAGCAGCAUUUGCGGUACCUAAUAACACAAGAAUUCGACUGUUGGUUUUAAUCGCUAACAAAGGAGCAAUUCUCCUAGAAAAUGGAAAACUUAUAUCUCGAACGGUAAUUUCAUCGGGUCCAUCCCGAUUAGCUGUUCCGCCUUCAACACAUGCAACAGAUAUAGUCGCUUUCUACGGAGCUGGAGAUGGGUCUAUAGGCCUCAUUUCUUAUGAAGAAUUUACACUAUCAAGUAAAUGCUUAGUGGAAGGAAGAGGAUUGGGCUCGGUAGUAUGUCUCGGCUGGUACUUCAAUAAUGGUAACUUCCAUUUAAGUGUUGGUCGUCACGAUGGCUCCAUCCAGUUGUAUCUCGUCGACAUGGAGAAUUUUGGUGAAAAACCACGUCUGAAGUACACUUAUUUCUGCGGAGAACCUGUGACUUCGGUUACUGGCGGGUGCGUGGGUAUCGAUGAACCUGAAUUACUCGUGGCAACUUUUUCGGGAAGAGUUUUUGCUCUAAGGUCCAGCCACUUAGUGACUGGGGCUAAGAUUCCACAAGACAACUUAGCAGCAAGACGAGGAAAACUUGAGGUAGAAGUUGCACGUUUAGAGAAACAAACUGCAAAUGAGAGGGAAAAAUAUCAAAGAAACACUCGGUCUCUGCACGCUGGGUUGUCCACACCACCGCUGCUGGAUAUUCAAUAUGAGUUGUUAGGAGCAACAAGCGACGGGUGGCAAGAGGUGAGAAUUACAUCUGCAGUUCCGUUGGAUAUGCUUUUUAUUUAUUGUAACACGAAGCUGGAAAUGCAAACGGACACAGCAGCCGUUUUGAGUAUCUGUUCGUCAAAGGAUAACGGGUCCGAUUUACUUGCUUCUGUAAGAUGUCAAGCUGGAACGCGAAGAGUUUGGGUAAAAAUGAGAGAUAUGCUUGAUUGUUCUACGGAAUCAAGAUUUCAGGGAAAACGUGUCCUUAUUUACGCGCUACCCGCAGGCGCACCGAGAGUAGCUCGGCUAGUUACCCUUAAAUUACCAGCUCUACCUUAUUAUUCUGGCCAUGAAGCAUCGGAAAAGGAUCACGAAAAGGAAAGAAUUUGGUGUCAACUAGAAGUCUCAGGAAGCUUUUCUGUAGCUGAAAUUACUUCUUGGCUUACGGAAGCUUUGCCUGGUGAACUUCCUAGGCCGGCGGCGAAUGUAACAUUUACCAGAUCACACACUCUUCUAGAAACUGUCUUAAUUUGUCAAUAUCAACGAGGGCUGGCAAUUUUCAAAUCUGACAACGUAUCUACUAUAGCAACAAUUCGAAAUAUAAUGUCGAACUGUUCAGUGGAGAAGAGCAUUCGCGUGGAAAUAUCUUGCGACAUUCCAGAUUAUUGUUGUAUAAGGGCAUUUAAAAAUUUGGAAAAUAAAUUCAAGCAAGAGUAUCAAAAGAACAAAGAUCUUAUUUUGAAAAAUGCUAUCAGUAUGUUGGACUUGGACAGUUCAAUGAAUGAGGAAGGCCCUAUAAUGUGUCAAGAAUAUGCUCGAGUAUGGGAUUCCAGGGAGAGUAUCAAUGAAAACCAAUUCAAUGAGCUCGUAGAGGCGGUUUUGCAGUGGUACUCGGAUUUACGGGCAUUAAGUCUACAUGAGAACAACAGUAAUGAAACUUCUAAAUUACGAGCUGCUCUAACUGAAUACCGACUGGAUGAUGUAUACAAAAUACUUUCUAGCAAUUCUUCAUCUUUACAAGAGUUCUAAAUGUUGCAUCGUGCCUUAAAAUGGUCUUGUAAAUUAUUAAAGAAGUAUAUUUGUUUUGACAUAAAUAUA